AUGGAAAAUCCUGCUCAUGAUGCAGAUGAGGUCACAUGCUCACCUGACCCAAAGCUACAGACGCAGGCCAUCAUCAUUCCGCUGCGGCCACCAACCGCAGGGCCUCGCUCGCAUCGCCUAGAUUUUUUGAGUCUCCCUUAUGAGCUCCGCCUAGACAUUUACGAGCUCCUGCUCCUCAGUCCGGAGCCCAUCAUUGUGUCAAGCAGCUGCCGCCAACUCCGAGUCAAGGUUGAGCCGCCGGAGCACCAGGUCGUCUACUUGCGCGCGCCCCGUCCGAGACCUCGCGUCGUGUCGCUCACCCAUGGAAAACCUCACGUCCAGAUUCUGCACUCAUGCAGGCAGAUCGAACACGAAGCUACCCCUAUUCUCUAUGGCCGGAACAAUUUCGUGUUUGGUUGGAGGUACCGUGCGAUGCAGAGGCCCCUGACCGACUCCAUUUUCCGACAUUUGCGUCUUUCAACACUGCUUCAGCUACACUCGGUCACAUUCCGGCCUGACUGUAAUUGUGACCAGUGGCUCAAGUCUCCCAAGAGUGUCAAAAUCCGUAUCACAAGUGACCUGGGUUGUAUGCAUCUCACUGCGCGGGAAGAUCACCAGCAAGCAUCUUGGAGCAUCGACAAAUUCUUGUGGCAGACCGUCGCCGAGAAGAGCAGAGUUUAUGCCUUUUGCAACACUAGUACUGGGGAGCGGAUUCUCAUAUGA
Colletotrichum orchidophilum is the source of this 702-nucleotide messenger RNA. RefSeq lists its product as uncharacterized. The record is from RefSeq and is a predicted model, not a curated record. Lineage: Eukaryota; Fungi; Ascomycota; Sordariomycetes; Glomerellales; Glomerellaceae. The transcript is spliced from 3 exons. The coding region runs from base 1 to 702 and encodes 233 amino acids.